AUGGAAGAGCAAGGGUGCAAGAGCUGCGAGCUUUUCAACGUUGACUUUUGUGAGAAGUUCAACAACCAGGUCGAUAUGUCCGUCGGAGUCGUUGACCAGCAGCAGCGCCAGAUCUCUCGGAUCAUUCACCACACCAGGGAUCUGAUCGAAGAGAAGUUUGUAGAUACCAGGCGUGCGGUCGAUCGCGUUGUCAAGAUGCUUGGCAAUGGAGUGCGCGCUCAUGCAAGCUGCAGCGAGGAGAUGGUGCAGGAGUGGGACAAGGGUCAGGCGCUUGGCAAUGACAAGAUCCAGAUUGCGCAAGCCAACAAGCGCAAGGUGCAAGCCAGCAAGCUCCUCGACUGGCAAGUGGACGUGGAGAAAAGCCACAAGGAGAGGAUGGCACACUGUGCAAUUGAGGAGGUAGAUGCUAUGGGCACUCGAGCCCUGCGCAAACUUACGGAAUUUACCGCCUUCGUCGAGGGGCUUCGAGACCCCAGCAGCCACUAG
Ceraceosorus guamensis is the source of this 486-nucleotide messenger RNA. RefSeq lists its product as hypothetical. Bases 1 to 486 code for a protein of 161 amino acids. Lineage: Eukaryota; Fungi; Basidiomycota; Exobasidiomycetes; Ceraceosorales; Ceraceosoraceae. The transcript has a single exon. The record is from RefSeq and is a predicted model, not a curated record.